UUUAUUACUCUGGAACCUUAAAUAGUACUUACCGAAUAAUCAAGCGUCUGGUGACUGUGAUGAAAAUAUUGACGUUUCUCAUAAAUUAAUGUGAAGUAAAAUUAAAAAGUUCAUUGCAACAUUAAUAAAAGUAAAGGUUAGCAUUAACAUAAAAGAUGACUUCAGAAGGUGCUUAUGAUAAAUUGGAAGAGACAGGCUCUCCAGGUGAUAAGGUGGAGUUACUAGACAAUGAUGGCAACAUACAGGAAAUGUCAGUCAAAGAUAGCCCCACCCACUCAGAUAGUGAUCCUCUCAAGAAACCAAAGAAGGUGCUUGAAGCCGGGAAAGCAGUGUUACAGGAUCAGAGUAGAGGGUUAAGAAUCAUUGUGAUUGGAGCAUUUGUUUUCUCAGUAGUUGUGACUAUAGCAUUGAUAUUGUCUAUCUAUCUUGGUCCUCCUCAGAUUGGUGCUAAUGCAGCAGUGUCAUGUGGUGUAAAACAAUGUUCCAAUGUUGGACUACAGAUGUUAGAGCAGGGAGGCAAUGCUGUAGAUGCUGCGGUUGCUGCUAUGUUUUGUAUGGGAGUGAUUAAUGCAGAAAGCUCGGGGCUAGGAGGGGGUGGUUUCAUGCUUGUUCAUGACCAUAAGAUAGAGAAAUCUGAAGUGUUUGACUUCAGGGAGACGGCCCCCGCUGGAGUGACACCAGCUAUGUACAAGGAUGAAUCAAAAAUGAAAAUGGGAGUGAUGGCAGUGGCUGUUCCAGGGGAACUCAAGGGUAUGGAAGAAGCUCACAAAACAUAUGGAAAGUUAGCUUGGAAAACUGUAGUCGCUCCAGCUGCUGAUAUUGCACGAAAUGGCUUCAAAAUGACCGGACAUACAGAAAUGGUGUUUAAGAGUCCAAAGUUUAGAAGAGAUGCAUUCAUGGAUUCAAAAUUAGCCAGGUAUUACAUACAGACGGACGGUUCAUUGAAACAGGAAGGGGAUGUAAUAAAAAGGCCCGAUCUGGCUGCUACGUUAGAUAAAAUAGCUUCCGAAGGCUCCAAUAUUUUCUAUCAUGGGAGUAUAGCUGAUGAUAUUGUCAAGGAGAUUGUUAAGGUAGAUACACCUGGAGUUUUAUCAAAUGAGGAUUUAGCAGGAUAUUCCGUAGAGAUUCGCGAAGUCGUCAGAACUAAAUACCAUGGGUAUACAGUAGAGUCUGUACCGGCACCAGGGAGUGGACCUGUUAUCUUGUCCAUAAUGAACUUCUUAGAGGGGUACUCUCUUAAAAACGAUAAUGAGACGUAUCACAGAAUACUAGAGGCGUUCAAGUUUGGUUAUGCUCAGAAAGAACUUCUAGGAGACCCAAAGUUCAACACAGCAAGUAUUGAUAAUGCUACGAAAGUGAUGAUAAGCAAAGAAGAAGCGACACGUCUGCGAAAUAAGACAAAAAAUAACGUCACAAUGGACGCUGAUUUCUACGGUAACCUUGUUGGAUUGCCUGCAGAUAAAGGGACUGCUCAUAUAUCUGUGAUAGAUACAGCCGAGCUUAUGGUCUCAGUUACUACAACAAUCAAUGACUGGUUUGGAAGUAUGAUAUUAACAGAAUCUGGUAUACUGCUUAACAAUGAAAUGGCUGACUUCAAUAAACCAGGGGAAGGAAGUGUGCUGAACAAAAUACAUCCAGGAAAGCGACCAAUGUCCAGUAUGUCUCCUACUGUAGUGUAUGAGACGGGACAUCUAUGUGGGCUACGUAUGGUGUGUGGUGCAGCUAAUGGUUCCAGAAUUAUAACAGGUAUUGCCCAAACAUUAUUGAACAAUUUGACCUUUGGAAUGACCUUGGAGAAAUCUGUGUCAUCACCAAGGAUACACAGUCAGCUGUACAAUCCUGAUGCUAAAGUUGUAGAAGUUGAAGAGGGUUUCUCGGCCAAGGUACUGGCUGGUCUGGCAAAGAUGGGACAUAAUAUACAGGUUACAGAUAAAGAACAGAGUGUUGUAAAUGCUGUAUUGAAGAUCAAAGAUGAGAUUGUAGCUGUCGCAGAUCCUAGAAAAAGUGGCUCCGGUUCAGCUUUGUUUAAAUGAUUUAGAUAUUUAUUUUUAUUUUUCAUUAAUUAUAAUAUUAUAGAUCUGUAGACGCACCUUUGUUGUAACAAACUUUACUGAUAUUUUGGAGCCAGGCCUGGCUUGGUGUUCAUUAAAAAAAGAUCGGGGUUAGGAUUAAAUGAUCCUAAUUUUAUUUACAUUGUUUUAUAAAAACUAAAUUUGAUCGUAUUUUGCUAGAAGCAAAUGGUUCAUAAACAAAAUUCAAGAAAUUGAUGAUUUGCAAAGAAACAACUAUAUUUUGUGAUAAAAUCGACAAGUAACAAAAUGAAUACAAAAAUAUUCAGAUCAAAAUAUAUAUAAGGAUCAAAUUUAGGAUCAGGAUCAAUAUUUUAAUCAACUGUAAAAUGCCCAAAUCUUGUAAAAUAACAAUAAAUUUAUUCUUAAAUAUCAUAAGCAUGCUAUUUCAAGUCCAAUUUGAUCAAAUUAACAUUAAAUAUUCAAUCUGUGAAGAUAAACAAUGGGGAAUAUUCUAGUUUUUAAAUUUGAUCCUGAUCAUCUUAAUGAAAUUAUCAAAAUUAGGAAUACGGUAGAUGUAAGACCAAGAUCAAUAUUUUGAUCUAGUUAUAAAAAACACCUAUACAAUUGUAUUGUUUAAUCGUCAUGAUUUAUUUGUAAAAUUUAAUCAUCAAAAUAUGCUAUUUGAGCCGUGUCAUGACAAAACCAACAUAAUGCGUUGCGACCAGCAUGGAUCCAGACCAGCCUGCGCAAUCUGAUCAGGAUCCAUGCUGUUCGCUUACGAACCAUAUAACAAGUAGAGAAACUGAUAACAAACAGAAUGGAUCCUGAUCAGACUGGGCAGAUGCGCAGGCUGGUCUGGAUCCAUGCUGGUGGCAAACCCAUUAUGUUGGUUUUGUCAUGACACGGCUGAAUUUUGAAAUUUAUUCUGAUCCUUAAAAUCUAUAUGAACAAGGGGCCAGUAGUUUAGAAAGUCAGGUCAGACUGUACAAAAGUACAAAAGGACUGGCCUGUUUCUGUCCUAUUGAUUAUUUUCAAGUAGUUGUUGUAGCUUAGUGUUCAUAUACAUAUAUCUCUAGAUUAUUUAAUUGCUUUGUCAUAAUACUUGAAGAUUUGCAGCAAAACUGUUGUAACUCCUUCUUUAUGUACUACGAGUUACAACAGUAUUGCUCCAACCCAAUAAUAUGACUUAGCAAGUUAUAUUUUCAUUUAGGUAAAUAUUAUUUAGUGUAUAUUUAUUGUUCUUGUUUAUUGUCGGUUACAUUCCAUUGUGAACUUAUGAAGUUUAUAUAAAUCAAUCCAAUGUUGUGAUCUCUACAUUUUGUAAUAUAUUAUAAUCUGUAUUGAUAUUGUACAAAACAUUCUGCAACUUUGAUUAUCUAUAAUAAUAUGAGCCACAUCACGACAAAACCAACAUA
Molecule: messenger RNA, 3427 nt
Organism: Ruditapes philippinarum (Manila clam)
Lineage: Eukaryota; Metazoa; Mollusca; Bivalvia; Venerida; Veneridae
Product: glutathione hydrolase 1 proenzyme-like
Exons: 16
Coding region: 156-2033 (625 amino acids)
Biological process (GO): glutathione catabolic process
Cellular component (GO): plasma membrane
Molecular function (GO): glutathione gamma-glutamate hydrolase
Source: RefSeq, a predicted model, not a curated record